Messenger RNA from Anolis carolinensis (green anole), 2516 nucleotides. It is a transcript of the gene mindy4b, whose product is annotated as MINDY family member 4B. The record is from RefSeq and is a predicted model, not a curated record. The transcript has 12 exons. Gene Ontology annotation, molecular function: K48-linked deubiquitinase activity; cysteine-type deubiquitinase activity. Bases 792 to 2195 code for a protein of 467 amino acids. NCBI's taxonomy places the organism in Eukaryota, Metazoa, Chordata, Lepidosauria, Squamata, Anolidae. Gene Ontology annotation, biological process: protein K48-linked deubiquitination.
AGCAAAUAGAUUUAGGCCCAUGACUUUCACAUUCAGCUCUGUUGAUGAAUCUUGGGGUCACAGUAAAAACAAUACAGACCUGAGAAAUCCAAAGCCCAAUGACCACCAGUAUACCCAAUAGCAUGUGCAUUCCAGCUGCCAUAUAAGCACAUGCCCAUCAAAGAUCAAGUACCUGGCUAUGGUUUAAGUUUCUUCUUUCCUAAACUGAACACUACCUAACCUUUACAAAGUAUAUCGUGUUUUGUAGAAAGGAGAUCUUCAGGAAGUGUAUUAGUCCAAUUGCUAUUCAUUUAAGGACAAGAUAUGGAUCUCAUUCCAUUCCAUUCAUCAUUCUGCUAUCAACUUGAACAGACUCCAGCAUUAACCCUUUGGGAUGCCAACCCCUGUCAUGUUGUAUAAAAGCAACCUGUCACCCUUCUUACACGAUAUGGAGGCCCAUGCCAUCAAUUAUUAAAUAAUUCCGAUUUCCCUGAAACAGAUAUGUAAUUGCAGGCUCUUUUAAUAUAAAUCUGUGUCUUUAAAUUAAACAUUUAUGCUGAAUAUACAAUAGACAGAAAAACAUGGGGCUACGUCCAGCUCUAAUGAAAGUUUAAUUGUAAUGUGACAGUCUUGAGUUUACAGUAGGCGCAGAGUGGAGAUAGAAAAAGAACUGAGCUUCCUGCUAUUCAAACCCAAGUUCAGAACACUUUAUCUAGAUGCUUAUAUAAAGAGAAUGAGCAGGAGAGUAGACUUCUAUAUACUGGAGACUUGACUUUGAAUGUUUACUUAACGCUGUGUUCUGCAGUAUACAAAUGGACAAGGAAACAUUGGAUGAUCCACAGAGCCUGAAACACAUGGAACUCGAAGAGAUAACCAGCAAAAUAUCAGAUCUAGACAAGUGGAGGAAGAUAUUUAGUUUUCAUGGGUUGGAAAUCAGUCAUCCUACCCCUCAGAAGUGCCAAGACCACAAACUGGACGAUGAGAAAGAAGAUGCAGCUGGAGCAUCUCAAACUACUACUGCCCUAACACACAGCCGGUUUCCAUCCAAUAUUCUUUAUUCAAUCCCCAAAGCUCUCAUUGUCUCAUCGAACCUCGGCGGGCAGCCCAUCACACUGGAAAUGGCUGCGGCUCUACGAAGAAUGUUAUUUGGAAGCACAUUUCAAGUCUUCAGCUAUGACUGGAAACGAUCGUAUUUCAGAUUCCAUGAUCCACAUACAGACUUGGCCUAUGCUUUAGUGACAGAUAAGGGAGGAGCAGCAGCAGUUCAGAUGGCUGUUCAGGUGAACAUCAUUAAAUACUUAUUAUUUGUUCGAAACCAAGAGGAAAAUGUACAACUUCAAAGUUUAUGUGAAAUCAGCCAAAAGGAUCAAGAAAAGGCUCUUUCAGCAGCUUUGGCAGAUAUUCUGUGGACAGCAGGAGAAUAUCAGAAAGCCACUGUCUGCCUUGUUACUAGUGACACCUAUUUUACUCCAAGCAAAGACUUCGAACUCGAUCACUUUACUGAAAGUGUCCAACUAUUUGACUUCUUUGAGAAAGACACAACCCAGCAGUUUCUCUAUGAUCAUAUACACUGUAUGAAAUGGGAAGGAAGCCAUGGAGUGAUCUUAUUUCUUUAUAGUUUACUUUUCUCAAGAACGUUUGAAAGGCUUCAGAAAGAUCUAGACUUCACUACAACUCAUUUGUUGCAGUGCCGGCUUGGAAACUUCAUCUGUCGACAAGCACUUCUGAACAUAAUUUUAACAGGCAGAGCUAGUCCGCACGUGUUCAAUGGCUCCCAAAGGCUGGACAGUGAAGGCAACAUGCAAAAGGUACUACAUGGAGUCUCCUCCCGUAGUGACGUGGGCUACUUACACUGGAGCAAGGAAGAGGUGGAACAUUACAGACUUCUACAGGUUGGAAGUAUGUUGAAGACCCCCAAAUUGCCUAUAUGGCUGUGUAACAUCAAUGGAUCGUACAGUGUUCUUUUCAGCACUAACAGAUUACUCUUGUCUGACUGGAAAAUGGAACAUCUCUUCGACUUAUAUUUUUAUAAUGGGCAUCCCUCAAAGAAGAGAACGGUGCAUUUGACAAUAGACACUCACUCUCAUCACUGGGAAGGAAACCACUGUGACGAGGUCAGUGAUGCAGACAAAAGAUUCCCUUCAGUGGAGAUGGCCAUCCGAACUAAGUGGGAGGGUGCUGCCAUCAACUGGAAUGGGACCGUCCCGUUCUUCUAACAAAGGUGACUAUGGACAUGGAUGCAGACUUGAAUCCAUCACCUCCUUUCACAUGAACCCUGAAACCUAAAGGAGGGAAGGAAAAGGAACAGUGGGGAUCUGAUCAGGAGGAAGUUCUGAACAGCGUAAUAAAACUGCUACCUUUAAUUUCAUUUACAUUAUAAAGUGAGUGUAACUUUGUGCUUAUGAUAAGCAAAAGACAACUCACAACACAUAAAUAUGUGAAUAUUACCAAGAAUUACAGCUGUUUCUGCCAAUUGUGAAGUUACAUCUUGGAAUGAUGCUUCCUGUGAAAUGAUUGAGUACAAGUAUUUUAUAGUU